UGCCUGUUCUUCUGAUUUCCUCUAAGGGCUGCUGCUGCCGCAUAUGUGGGUCCCCUGCGGCAGGGCUGGCGGGGGAGGCAGGGUCUGCGGCCGGAGGAGGAUGGACAAACAUCGCUUUGCGUUGGUGCCGCUGGGCGAUGGCGGGAGCUGCGGGCUGCAGGCGCGGGGCUGAGCGGUGCUGAGGAGGGUGCCUCUGCCCCGGCCCCGCUUCCCUUUCCCUGCCCCUCGGCUCCCGCUGCACAGCGCCGCGCUUACAAUUUAGCCUGGUGGUGUGAAAACAGGGUCGGGCAAGGCGAGACCCUGAAGAAAAGGAGCGCGGGCGGCCUGAGCCGGCGGGCAACCCCCGCGGGCAGCAGCCGCGCGGUGCGAGAAGCAGCAGAGGGGAAGGCAGAGCGAAGGCACUGCUCCUCCCUCCCCCGGCCGGAUAUAUAGUAUAAAACCCAGAAGAGGAGGAGAGAGUUAGAACAAGUGGAAUACACAAGUCUCAGCCUCUAUAGCUACAGAAUUGCCAUACCUAAUAUUGGAAAAUCAUAAGUCACAGUAGCAUCCUGUUGCAAUUUUCCUCCCUUCUAGGAGAGAUCUAAAAUGGUACCUCCCAUAGGAGAUUAAAGGAAGAGCACAACAAGAGAGCACGAUGUCUUCAGUUUCAGCUUAUUACAAUGGAAAGACUGUACUCAUCACAGGAGCUACGGGUUUCAUGGGCAAAGUACUGGUGGAAAAGCUACUGCGCUCCAGCCCUGAAGUGAAAGCCGUUUAUAUACUUGUAAGGCCAAAGGCUGGACAGUCAAUGCAAGAGAGAGUGGCAAAUAUGUUGAAAUGCAAGGUCUUUGACAGAGUCCGUGAAGAUUGCCCUAAUUUCCAUGAGAAGAUUAAGCCUAUUAAUGCUGAACUCACUCAACCCAAGCUGGCCAUCAGUGCUGAGGAUGAGGAGGAGCUUCUGACCCGGGUCAAUAUUGUCUUCCACUGUGCAGCAACAGUUCGUUUUGAUGAACCACUGAAACAUGCCCUGCAGCUGAAUGCGAUGGGGACGCAGCGACUUCUAGAGCUGGCCCAGCAGAUGCAGAAGCUUGAGGCAUUCAUCCACAUUUCCACCGCCUAUGCAAACUGUGUACGGAAACGUAUAGAUGAAGUCAUUUACCCGCCCCCUGCUGAGCCCAAGAAGCUCUUCGAUUUAGUAGAGUGGUUGGAUGAAUCUAUCAUUCAAGACAUUACACCCAAGCUGCUUGGGGACUGGCCCAACACCUAUACCUACACCAAAGCCUUGUCAGAAUACCUGAUUCAGCAAGAGAAAGGAAACCUGAACAUUGCUAUCAUCAGGCCAUCCAUUGUGGGAGCUAGCUGGCAUGAGCCUUUCCCAGGUUGGAUUGACAGCUUCAAUGGGACAAGUGGAAUCUUUGUUGCGGCGGGUAAAGGGAUCCUGCGAACCGUCAUUGCCAAUAACGAAGCGGUGGCAGACAUGAUUCCAGUAGACGUUGUCAUCAACCUCACCCUCGCGGCUGGGUGGUACACUGCCGUGCACAGACCAAAAAACAUGUUGGUGUACAAUUGUACAACAGGUGGAAUCAACCCUUUCUUCUGGGGAGAAAUGGAGCAGUAUGUGAUGUCCACAUUCAAAAGGAACCCACUUGAGCAGGCCUUCAGAACACCCAACGCUCACUUGACAUCAAACUACCUGAUAAAUCAGUACUGGAUAACUGUCAGUCAUAAAGCUCCAGCCAUACUCUACGACUUGUACAUGAGGCUGACAGGAAGAAAGCCCAGAAUGAUGAAGAUUAUCAAUCGACUGCACAAGUCUAUGAUGCUCCUGCAGUAUUUCUCCACCCAGUCCUGGGACUGGUCUUCAGAUAAUAUGAAUAUGUUAAUGAGUCAUCUUAACCCAGAGGACAAAAAGUUGUACAACUUUGAUGUUCGCCAGCUGCAUUGGUCAGAGUACAUUGAAAGCUACUGCCUAGGUGCUAAGAAGUACUUGCUAAAUGAAGACAUGUCUGGGAUUCCAGCAGCAAAGCAACAUUUAAGAAAGCUGAGGAACAUCCGAUAUGCAUUCAACACCACCCUUCUAGUAAUCAUCUGGCGCAUUUUCAUUGCAAGGUCACAGAUGGCUCGAAACAUCUGGUACUUUGUGGUGAGCCUCUGCUAUAAGUUCCUUUCCUACUUCAGGGCAUCCAGCACCCUCAGGCACUGAAGCAGUCCAUCAGCACCCAGCCUCUUCCAGAAGGACCUCCAUCUCCUCUAAUCUGCAACUGUGGGUAUCUGGGCCUGAAAGUAGCAGAAAAUCAACUCCCUCCAACAGCAGCCUGCAUUUAUUGUGCACUGUUAUAUGUUCACCUUUUUAAUUUUAACUAAUGCUUUAAUACAUGGUGGUCUUUCUUCCAUAGGACCAGGCUGAUUUUUAAAGCCAUAACUGAAGCUUUAGGAGCAGGUCAAGCUGGAAUCUUUCAUCCAGAGUCAGAUGUGCAAGAGUAUGGAUUAACCAAAGCCACUGUCCUCCCAUGCACUGCCUAGGCUAUCUCAAUCCCAUCUUCCUCCUUAAGCAAGGCAAAGUUAAGGGCAUAGAAACUUGAAAGAAAGGGAUGUGAUCAGAGAAGAAACAGUUGAGGAAAUUAACCUGUGAGAGGUCUUCCUAAAGAGACUAUUCCUUCAUUCUCAUUCAGUGAAAUGGUACCUUACUGAAAAUCAUGAUUUCACAUUGUCUGUUUUUCAAAACUUAGAGAAAAAACAAAAUCACUUGUAAUAGGCCAGUGAACACACUGAACAUUUUUCAGGUUUUGUCUUAGAUUGCUACUGAGGACUGAUACUUCCCAGCCAUAAUUGAAGACAUGCAUAGAAUUCAUGUACCUGUGUUAACUGUGCUCACUCACAAGCUGCUUUAUUAUGGAGAGGCAUUUUUCUCUCUGUGGUUAAGCUUGCAGUUUAAUUUCUGUUAUAAAGCCCCAUUCUUGCAUUUAUCACUUUUGCUUGGAACAUUUUCUUUCAGCUUGAAAAAUGCUGUAUUUACUCUGAGGAUGAAGAGAAGACUUCUGAAAAGUUUGAAUAAAAAUUCCGAAGCUUUAUUUGAGGAAUAGGUCCUUUUUCUCCCCGCUCCAUUUGUCUGUAGAAAAUUUCUCUGCAUAUAGCUCAGAAGCAGCCUGUUACUGCCCUUCAAGCUUUCAUUACGGCUAAAUCACUCUGCAGUUGAUCACUUGCACUGGCCAAGCAAGUAUAAAGGAGUGUACGGAGGGAAUCCAAUCAGGCCAAUUCUGCUACCACUGCUGCCAGUAGGAAUUAAAGAGUUCAGAACUUGCUUUUGUUGAGGAUAUGAAAGAUUUCAUUGACUUCUGUUUGAAACCAAUUAUGCUCCAUGAAGGUAAAACAUUUUGUCUUUUGUUGUAGUUUAGAAAGGACCUCAAGGAUCCUACUAAAGCCCAGAGCUACAGGAGAUGUUUGUUUGACUUAGUAACAGAUGUCACUGAUUUCGGAAUGGCAGGUUUUAGGUUUUUUCUAAGUAUGAAUUCCUGUGGGGAGAGAAAGAAAGAGAACCUUCUUCAAAGUAGCUGGUGAAAUGAUGGCCCUACCACAACAGCAACAAAUCUAUUUUGCUAUCACAUUUUCAAAGUCAAAUCUAAUACUGGAAUAUUUUUUUUUAUUUUGAGUAAACGGAAUAAGCACUUUAAGAUUAUGAGACUUUAAAACAACUACUUUUUGAAACAACUGCAGCAUCCAACUUGUCUAGUCUUCCAUCAUUCUAGCUGUCUGAAAAAGUACAUCCCAAAAAUUAACACAGUGGUUCUUUUCAGUGCUGAGAAUAGCAAAGCACUUACGAAGCUAUCAUUCUUUAAAAGUUAUACCUGUUUUUGGCAGUGAAGACAAGUUAUGACGACAGUGUAUUUUCGUCUUAGGUCUCCAAGCUGGUUCAAAAGUCUUUUUAAAAGAACAAGGAAUUAAUUUCCUCCAUGUAUUCCCUAGAGGUCUAGUUUCAAGCAAUUGCCAAAGGAUGCUUGCAGCGGAACCUGACCAGAAGGACACUGUCCAAAAUGGCAGGGCUCUGCCAUUGCCUACAAAGGCCUCAGUGCUUGCCACAUGUUGCUUCAGGCCUAUGCUCAGGUAGGUUAAGCACCCGGUUUACAAAGAUGCAAGUGUUUUUAAGCUCUUCACUUGAAAACAUACUUUCACUGUACCAGUUGUGAGCCAAGUGUUUUCCAGCUCUAGAAAGGUAUGCAUGCUGUAUAUUGCAUGUUAGCAAUGUGUCACUGCCUGUGAAUUUGGGAGCUAUUGGUUCAGUCACCUGGGGCUGGACACUUCAUGUGCAACGCUUCUUUAGCAGUGUAUAUCAUGGAUGUCAGCUGCAUUAUACUUGAAAGCCUGGCUAAUUUGGCUAUGUGGAGACUGCAUAGCCUUGUCAGAGUGAGGCAGGGCUCUGUAGGGAUUCCUCUGCGUUAGAAAGUAUUUGCUCAAGUAAAUAUUCAACUAUCAACCAGUUUUCAGUCUUUUCUCACAUGAAAUGUUAAAAACAAAAAUAAAAGUGCAGACUAUUUUGAAAGAAACUUAACUAAAAAAAAAAAGGCAAGAAUGCUAACUGAUAUCCUAGAAUUCUUAAGUGCCUAUCUUAUGUAUAAAGAGAAGCAAUAGCUAAGGGGAUCAUAACUCUUCAGUUGUCCACAUGACAGACAAAAAAAACAGUUCUGCAGAAGAGUCAAAUACUGCAGACAGCAGAGCACCUACAACAUCUGGCUGAAGUACACAGACAAAACCUACUGCUGUUGGGCUAUGAGUAAAGUCUCCUGCCAUCCCUCCCCAAUCCUCAUCAUGCCGUGUGUUCAGCAAAUAUGCCUAUAGGCAUGCAUAAUUACUUGCACAGGCUGUGUUGUCCCAACAAGUCUGAUACGUAUCUUUGCUCAGGAUCUGAACUGUAUCCGGAGCGUAUCCAGACCUGCAAAAAGAUGCUUUGGGUUUCACUCAGAGUGGUGGUUGUGGUGACAUGUUUUAAAGCACUUCAGCGUUUUGCUGAAGGUAACAGAAGUAGCAAAGCUACUACUCAUCCCUGCAAAACAGCAGGAGUUGCUGGGGAUGUGAGAAGCAUAGCUGUUGCAGACAGUUCAUGCUAUCCUGGCAGACUUUCACAACCCACACAACAUUGCCCGCAGCUGGCUCCCGAGCUCUAGCCUUCCUUAACACAGACAUAAUGUGGUGGAACUUGAAUCUUUAACCAUUUUCUUGUGGCUUCAGAUAUUUUUCAGGUGAUUGUCUGAAUCACAAAAGUAUUUCAGAAAAACCUCAAUACAGAGAUUGACACCUGGCAAUGGCAUUUAGGUGUCAGUCCUGACUGCGAUCACAGCAAGCUGGACUGGGUUUAAAACUUGUUCUGACCUCAAGCAGUGACUUACCUUUGGAGUUUUCCUAUGUGUUCCUCAGUGCAUUUGCAUUUGCUCUGAAAAAGCUCAAGCCUUGGGGAACAUAUCUAAAAGAAAAAAGCCAAGUGACAGCUAUUUUUCUUUUUCCUUGCUCCAGCUCCCUCUCUUUCAUGUAUGCAUACACCCUUUUGGCAAAUUGAAACCCAAAUACAAUUAUUAAGUUAAAUUAGAGGUCCUGUGGAGACCAAUAUUUGGGAACCACAUAUUAAUGUGAAAAACUCAGCAGUAGAGAUUACUCAUUACAGUUGAGGGCUAGAGAAUUAGAUUUUAAUACCUGUAUGGUUGAAGCAGGACUCAGGCUUUUUACAGAGGUAGCAUACAGAGGAAGAGCCCUUUCAGCAUUUUGCUAUCAAUCAGUUGGGUUUCUUGUAUUAAAAUGCAUGAAUAAAAGUCCCCCCACCCCUCUCCAGCCUGUCCCCUAGCUUCCGGCAGGCAGCAUGGAGACCAAUAUUAGCAAUCAUUCUGCACAGCCACUGCAGAAAAUAUCUGCCACAAGACAGUGCAAUGGGGUUAUCAGCUGUAAUCGUACCCCACGGACUUGCGGUUUACCUACCUGCUUACGGUGUCAGAAGCCUGCAUUGCUGCUACAGAAAUAACAUGGGAACACUGCUGAAACCAGCGUGCUAAUGUUUUUGUUAAUACUAUGCAUAUAUACUAGUCUGUAGGCUAUAGCUAUAAACUGCCGUGUGAAAGUAAUGAAACACUGAAUAUCAUUUCAUUGUCAAAUAGUGAUGGGCAUAAGUCAUCAAGCUUGCAAUUAAGAAGAAUCUCUUUUUUAUUAAAUAGCUAUACAAAAAAACCCAAAUCCCUAAAAUUAUUCUGAGUUUAAACUGCCAUUUGACUGAAAAACAAGGCUGUUUAUCUCCAGCAAGUCUGUUGUAAAAAUAAAAUUUCUCAGUGCUGAACUUACCUUUUCUCAGUGCUGGGAAGAACCCAGUUCUUCCUUGGUGGGGGGAACAGACAUACUGAUAUAUUACAGCUUGUCGGCAUAUUACCCACCUCUUCAAGAAAUGUAUUAUUUUUAAUUUUCCAAGAAAACAUGGUUUUAUAUGUUAUGUCUGUGUGUAUAUUCACAUCUUUCAGCACACAUUUUCUCAUAUAACAUACCAAGAUGGUAAAAAUAGUGGAUAUUGUACUGAAAUGCCAGGCUGUGCUUGUUUGGUAUGCACUGUCCUAAUUCAGUUAUGAUGAAGCGAUAAAACCUACCCUAGUUUCCUAUGCAAAGGAAACCUACCUGUAGUACUAUUAAAUAAUCAAAUCAUUAUCAUGAAUAAGCAACUGGGAAAAGGGGUGGGGGGGCACUCUUUGGUUUGUAAAUAAGCUGCAGCUUCAUGUUUGAAAGCAUGCUGUUGCUCUUCCGGCAUUGCAGAAAGUACAGAUGAACUUUUAUUACAACUGGGCCCUUUAUUCUAGUGUAGAGUAAAUAAUAUACUAUACCUUCCCCAAAAGCUAAAUGGUGAAUAUCCCAUUUCACGGUGCUAAUCAUUGGUAAGAAGGUGGUACAGACUUACCUAAAGAUGAUUUAAAAAAAAAAAAGAAAAAGGUAUUUGGGGAAUAACUAAAGAUGUACUUUCCCACUUUUCUCUAUUGCUUUAAAAAAAUGUGAAUUGAGUUGUUUUAAUAAGAAGUUUCAUGUUAAUCUGAAGAAAAGUUUCUUGUUCCUACAUAAUCUUGGCAGACCCCACUUUACAGUAAAAUAACCUAUUCUCCCACUGUCCAAGGUUUAUAUGGUUCUAUCUGCUAUUUCUAUACUCUUGUUAGCUACGAAACAACUUAAUGUUAUAAAUCUUACUUACAAAGUUUCUAAUUUAAGGGUGUAAUCUUUUGAGCUCUCAAAUCUGAUAAAAUUGUAAAGUCACAAAUUAUAAGAACCUCAGCCAUAAAAUUGUUAAUAUGAAGUUUAUGUUAUUUUAAACAUUUAAUAAAACAAAAUAUUUUAAAACUA
Messenger RNA from Dromaius novaehollandiae (emu), 7332 nucleotides. It is a transcript of the gene FAR2, whose product is annotated as fatty acyl-CoA reductase 2. Gene Ontology annotation, cellular component: peroxisome. Bases 635 to 2182 code for a protein of 515 amino acids. Gene Ontology annotation, biological process: long-chain fatty-acyl-CoA metabolic process. The transcript is spliced from 13 exons. NCBI's taxonomy places the organism in Eukaryota, Metazoa, Chordata, Aves, Casuariiformes, Dromaiidae. Gene Ontology annotation, molecular function: alcohol-forming very long-chain fatty acyl-CoA reductase (NADP+) activity. The record is from RefSeq and is a predicted model, not a curated record.